Cucumis sativus (cucumber) is the source of this 1002-nucleotide messenger RNA. RefSeq lists its product as uncharacterized. Bases 345 to 896 code for a protein of 183 amino acids. Lineage: Eukaryota; Viridiplantae; Streptophyta; Magnoliopsida; Cucurbitales; Cucurbitaceae. The transcript is spliced from 3 exons. The record is from RefSeq and is a predicted model, not a curated record.
CAUCCUUUCUCUGUUUGGUGGAGAAAUGAAAAAAACUGCAAAUUAAAAGUUGAAGAAUGGAAGAUGAAUUUACCAUAUUGUGUAUAUAUCUCAUUGUAUGCAUCACCACCGUAAAAUAUUGUAUAUUAUCACUUUGUAGGUAUCACCACAAAUCUUUAUACACAUAAAAUAUACACACGCAAGGUGACACAUACAAGGUGAUAUAGGAAGAUACAUAUAUAGUAAUAUAUCCAUCCAUCCGUAGCUAUCUACAUCCAUUUAUACAAGUUAUAUAAUUUCAAUAUCUCGUAAAUAUAUCCAGGGAAAGAAGACUUACAGAUCAUAAUCCCAUCUUGUCAACUUAAAUGGCAACAGUAUCAAAAGAGAAUAAAGUGUUGGUGACUGUGUAUUCGGAGAAGCAAGAACCAAGACUACCAGUCAAUCGCUAUCAACGCGAUAACGUGAAUAAAGUAGUUAGAAAUCAAUGGAAGCAAGACACGGCUAAUAAAGGAUACAAUAGGAGAACUGAACUCCUCAAGUACUCUCAACGCCUUCGUAAGUCUGCACGGUCACCCGCAUCUCCAUAUAUCCGAACACCAGAGCCAAUUCCUUUGAAGAACAAACAACCAAUUGCAAGAAGCAUAGCAAUUAAUCUUGUAUGCACUUCCUUUUCUCUCGUCAAUCUUUGUGGAAAGCCCAAGGGUCCCAGAUUUACAAGUUGUUUCGGCAACCUGAUUCAAAGGUCUUACAAAGCUUUGACAAGUUUUCAACCAAAGAAAGAUAGGCAAAAGCAGAACCAAAGCAGUGGAUCUACCAAGAAGGUUAAUGAAGUAAAAAACAGUGAAUCAAAGAGCAAGAAUACCAUGGAUAAAGUAAAGGGCAGUAGGAUAAGACUACUGACAUUUACAUGUACCUGAUUUUAUAGAUCUCCAUUAAAUUUAUCUGGAUGUAUGCCCCAAAUUCCUCACUUGACUUUCUUUCAAAGGCAAUAGAAGUGAGGUCACCCCCUCUUCUCGUUCAAUA